UUGAUUCAUUUCAAAUCCAAUGAAAAAUCCAAAACAGCAAAAAUGCCACUCAAAAUACUUCAAAUAAAAUAAUACCAAUAUAGCACUGCACCAUAUGUGUUGUUACAAAAUGUUAAGCUCCAUUUGUUUCUUGAGAUCACAGUGCAUAUAAAUAUUUUGUGCUGAAUUUGUUAAUACUGGCAUUGCUACAAUCUUUGGCAUUGCUAUAUUGCAUGCUGCUAUAAUUUUAUUAGAAAUGUAAUAUUGCAGCAAUGAAAAAUGUUUUUUGCAUCUUCAUUUUCAGCUAUUUCUCGCACGUAGUCUGUCCGGUGCAUUCGGGCUGCAUAUUAAGAACGGCGAUUGCUAAAUAUAUUGACAAUUCUGAACUAGCAUUUGCAGUUCUGGCUGAGUUGCGCGGUUUAUCGACCUGUUUGACAAUUGUUUCAUCUCUUGUGCAAUCUGACUGUGCCGUGGCCACGUUUCAGUUCGUUAGCGUCUCUCUCUGCCAAUCAGCAGGCGGUGUGAUCUGAGCAGGCCUGAAUGGCACGUAGUGCUGGAGGCCAGACUGUUGGCAACUAAAACUGAAAUGCUUUCCAUUCCCGUUCAUUUAGUCCUCACCACUGAUAUAACUCACCUUCAGUCCUGAUGAAGAGUUCACUCGGAGCACCUCUAUCAUGAGAACACUAAGGGUUACCCAAGACAAUCAACCCUCUGUCUCCUUCCAUGUACUGUAGCUCUGGGGAAUUAGAUGUUGCAACAUAAUAAGGAUCUGAUCCUCACUCUUCACAUCUCACGAUCCAGGCCCUGGUACUCUCAUGCCUGGUCUAUUGCAGUGCCCUUCUUGCCCGCCUCCCUGACCCAUGACUUCUAUAAACCCUUCCCAAGUAUAUUGGGAAAGUAGCAGUUUGAGUGUUCUUCUUUCCACUGGGGAGUUUUUAUAACCUCAGUUACUUGUUUUUUGACGGUUUGGGACUGAUUUUUUUGUGCCCAUUUUUCUUUUAUAUUCCUACUGUAGCGUCUUUGUGACAAUUCAAAUAAACUCAAAUUGAGUUGACAGCAGAAUUUCUGUCCAUUUUCAGUCAGAGGCUGAAGUCCUACUCUUCUGCCUGCUUCUUGGUUCCUAUCCCAUUCCCACCCCCUAACCCUCCUAUCUUUUAUACUAAUUUAGGUUAUGGUUUUAUUUUAUGGUUUUCAGGUUUUUUUCUUAAGGAUGUAAUCAGUACAUAUUCAGGAUUUCUUGAUUAGCAAAGUUCAUUUUCAUUACUGUUAUUGAUGCUGCAGUGUCCUGAAAAAGUAUUUGGCCCCUUCCUUAUUUCCUCUAUUAUCGCAUAUUUUUUUAAGCAAUUACGCAUUUCAGUACUUGAUAUAAGAAGUUCCAUGGAUAAGCAUAUUUGGAAAACUGACAUGGUAAAAACUUAACAUAACAUGACAAAACUGAAACAUGUUAAAAUUAUGACCUGGUCACAUCAGAAAGGUAAGUUUAUUUUAGAUUUUCUCCUGAAAGUAGCAAUAGUAACCCUGAAAGUCAGGUCCAGAGGACAGAACAAAAUUUGGCGGUUGAACCGCAGGUCGACAGAGUCCCACCAUGACUGUCCCUUAAAUCUCCUGUGGUGUUCUCUGUUACCUGCAGGGUUUUAAAAAUGUGCAUUCUAGGGGUGGUUCUGGGCCCCUGGGUGGGGCCACGUCAGGUCUGCGCUGGGCCUACGGAAAAGAACGUCUCCACGGCGACCUCAGGCUCUUCCCCGUCAACGACAGCGUCCGCGGGCGCUGCGUCAGCCCAGAGAAAGAGGCGGAGGAGAUGGAGGCUCAGACUGACGAUGGAAGGCCCAUCCCCCAGAUCAAUGAAUUCUCGGAGGCGGAGUCCAUCUCCAGGAAGCCGCGCCCCUCUCGGGGGGAUGUGCGGGACCUCCGGGAGGCCAGGAGACUCCAGAAACACAGAGCCCCUCAUGGACAGCAUAUCCCAGAAUGCAUUGGGGCCCCAGAGAAGCAGGGUCAGCAUGGGGCUAUGCAGCGGGCAGCCACACACAAUUCAUUAGCAUCACAAAUGCCAUUGAAGCUGCAGAUGAAAAUUUAUGGGCAGAGGGGCAGCCUUGGGAUAAGCAUCGCCGGGGGGAGGGGCUCCCUGCCUUACAAGGAACAUGACGAGGGCGUCUUCAUCUCCCGAGUGGCCAAAGGAGGACCUGCGGAAAAGGCGGGAAUCCACAUCGGGGACAGAGUGCUGGAGGUUAAUGGCUUGAACAUGCAGGAGAUGACCCACCAUGAGGCAGUCUGUGCACUGCGGAACGCUGGCAGCUGCGUGAAGAUGAAGGUGCUGAGGGAGAGGAGCGUGUGCCCAGCCCUGUUCACGGCCCCGCCCAUCCACGCUGAGGCGCCAGAGAUGGACAGCCCUGCGGAUAGAAAUCCGGCCAACCCCACGAACCCAGGGAAUCCCGGGCCCAAACGACAUAACUCUGAGCCUGAAUGCAGGUUGCCGGGGGCGAUAGAAGCCGUUGUUCUCUGCAAUGGAAAUGGCGCGAGCUCGGCUGAACCAGAGAAACCCAUGGGCUGGACAGCGAGAGAUGCAGAAGCCUCCUUCAAAGCCAACGCAUUUCAGGUUGUCAAAAACACCAUGGCGAUUCCGCGAAUUAUCCUCACCCACCCGUCUACCUCAGAUGAAGACAUCGAGCCUCUAACACAGGACCCAGAAGACAAAGACCUGGACGACUUUGGUGACCUGGAAAGUCAUGCCUACUCAGACUGCUUAAACAACGCUUUCUAUCCACCCUGACCUCUCCUGACUGGGGAAUGCAUAGCCUGCAAGUAAUAUGUUUGCAUUGAGUACUUUGCUGUUUCUCAGAUCUUUCCUUUUAUACUGCAUAUAAAAUGCUAACUUUAAGACAUUUGACCUGAACAGGAAUGAAUGAGGAUGGAAGGACGGCUUCCUCUCUGUAACUGUUCCAUGAUCACAUGCUGAUUGCUCUGGCUGUAGCUAUCUUUCUGAAUUUGUACAGGCACUAGGAAAUCCUGCAUUCAGUCUCAUGUUCAUGUCCAAAAUGCAGAUUCACCUCAGAUCAGACAUUUGACCUUCAGGGUUCACAGAACGACCUCUGUUA
Molecule: messenger RNA, 3071 nt
Organism: Anguilla rostrata (American eel)
Lineage: Eukaryota; Metazoa; Chordata; Actinopteri; Anguilliformes; Anguillidae
Product: disks large homolog 2
Exons: 7
Coding region: 1778-2746 (322 amino acids)
Biological process (GO): chemical synaptic transmission; establishment or maintenance of epithelial cell apical/basal polarity; receptor localization to synapse
Cellular component (GO): neuron projection; neuromuscular junction; postsynaptic density membrane
Molecular function (GO): protein binding
Source: RefSeq, a predicted model, not a curated record